Molecule: messenger RNA, 1908 nt
Organism: Fusarium keratoplasticum
Lineage: Eukaryota; Fungi; Ascomycota; Sordariomycetes; Hypocreales; Nectriaceae
Exons: 2
Coding region: 1-1908 (635 amino acids)
Biological process (GO): regulation of transcription by RNA polymerase II
Cellular component (GO): SAGA complex
Molecular function (GO): transcription coactivator activity
Source: RefSeq, a predicted model, not a curated record
AUGCCGCCCGGGUCGAGUCAGAAGGGCACUGGCAAGAAGAACUCUGCCGCCAUUCAGAAGCAGAGCCGCAACACGACGCCCGCCCCAGUUGCGACGGCUAGCCUCCCGCCGCAGGAUGUGUACGAUCCGGACUACUUGAAUACUCGGGUGAUUCUCUUUCGCAACCUCACCUACGAUGAUAUGGUCGAUCAGUCCGCCUCCAAUGCCACCAUCCCCGAUUCCAAGAGCCUCGAUGGCAUGAUCGAGCGCCUAAAGAGUUUAUCCAAUAUUAUGGAAAAGCGCUCAACCUUUUACGACCGCGGAAUGCGACAUUUGGCCGACGAGCGCAAGAAGCGACCGGACGAUUACUCUGGGCGUGCCGAUGGCGAACAAGAGGGAAAGCGACCUAAACACAAGAGAAAGAAGCCCGAUACGCUUGCGCCACAGGAAGGCAAUGUUGAACGUUCGUCUCCCAUGAGAGAUUCCAAACGCAAACACGAUCGCGAAGCAAGCUCCUCGCUAUCCCCCGCUGCCGCCGCUUCACCAUCGGCUAUGGACGUCGAUAACAAGGCCAAGGCGGAAUCAAAGGAAGACGAAGAGUCGAGUUCCGAGGACGAGGGUGCGCCGCCCCGUCGCGAACAACCUCAAGCAAUGACUUUCGGCGAGGAUCCCUCCACCUUCCCUGACCCAACCGUGUACGAGAUUCGACCUACCUACCCCGGCAUGCCAGACGAGGAGCGCAAAGAGAUCUAUUCAGUCGCAACAUACCCCAAGUCUGAUCUCGCUGAUCUCAUUGCGGGAGAUCCGCCCGACAAGGACUUUAGCAAUGCGAAGCCUAGCAGUCAGAUCAACUUUACCACUUUCUCGUCAUACAUCGACCCCUUCUUUCGACCAUUUUCCGAGGAGGACCUGGCAUUUUUGCGCGAGAGAGGAGACCGGGUCACGCCCUUUGUCAUGCCCAAGCGCGGCAAGAGACAUUACACAGAGAUCUGGGCCGAGGAGGACGGCGCAAUGUCGAUCGAUACACCUCAACAAGGCCGCGAUAAGCUCCCACCCAACCAACCGCGCGGAAGCAUCGACAACAUGGAUGACGACGUGGGAGAAACGGACAAGCUAUCUGUUGGCCCUCUGCUGACACGGCUGAUGCAAACCCUUCGACCAGAGGCUCGCGCACAACCUUCAGAUGACAAACCAACAACUAACGGUGCGACUAAUGGAGAUGUCAGUAUGAACGGCGAUGUCAAUGGCGAAGACCAUGCUGGAGGUUCUGAUGAAAAGUCAAACCCCCAACAACCGGCAGCAUUUAUGCCAGAGUCAUCUACAGAGGCUUGGAAGAAGGCAUCACAUCCGAAGUUGGAGUACUCGCAAGUCGAUGAGCGCAUCAAACAGGAACUGAGGCACAUUGGCUUUCUACCUCUUGAAGGAUUUGAGGCCGAGUUUGACGGGCACUACGACGACGAGGUGGCAGCGAGACUACGUCUCCUUCAAGGCCGACUGAAGGACCAGAUGCUGAUCAACGGCGCACGCAAAGCGCGGUUGACGGAAUUGGUGCGCGAGCGUAUGGCUUACCAAGAAUACCAGACUAUCUUGGAAGAUCUCGACACCCAGGUCCAGGCUGCGUAUCUCAAGCGCACACGGACAAUUGGCAAGAGCAAGAAGACAAAACGCCCUGGAGGCGCGGGUGGAGGCAGUCACUUUGUGGGCAGCGCCGCUGGUAUGGCACGGCCGGGCAUUGGUGACUUGACCAAGACGCUGAUGGAGCGACGCCGACGAUGGAUCGACACUAUCGGGUCGGUGUUUGACGACGAAAGCCUGCGCAAAGUGCCAAGGGUGGCAGACGAAGGUAGCUCCAUCUUCAAGACGGGAGACAUGGCGGACCUGCUCGAGAAGGAAAAGGAGCAGUGGGAUGAGGAAGUUGAGGAGGAAUAG